GCAUGGGUAGCAAGAAGAUUAAUAUUUAACAAACCUGUAACUAAAAGCAAUAUCUAAAAAUUGGUUAAGGAGACAAGCCAUAUUAUAUCUUUUUCUAUCCCUCAAAUUUCGUUAUUCUAGCAUAUAUACAUUGCUUGAAAUAUAGAUGCGGGCGGCUUCAUCAACAAAGUACCAAAGUGAGCUCAAAGUUUCUUUGAUUCUAAUAUUUUUCUUCAUCUAUCUCCUCACCAUAACUGGUAACGUCCACUUCAGUACUAAAAAUCUCUACAUGCGAGCACGCAGUCGGGUUAGUUUCUGCUUGGAGAAGCAGGGAAUAUGAAGGAAGAGAGAGAAGUUCUGCCUAAACACUAAUUAAGCCACAUCAUCUUCAACAUCAAGAAGCUGAUGAUGACACCGGCUAUCUUCUCUCCUGGAAUGUAAAUAAAUGUUCGGGAUUAGCUCUUUCAGCCAUGAUCUUAGUAAUUUAGCCAUUUAUGGAUUCAUAUCAAUCCUGUUAUUUCCAAGAUAACGAAGAGAGAGCAUAUUUCCUUGUGUUCCAAGAAUCCACAACUUCAGCUUAAGAUAUGAAUAAAUAACCACUUCUCAAUCUCCCCGAUUUUAUCUCAAAGUCAAAAGUCCACCAUGAAAUCCCAUAAAUGAAGCACCUGCAAGUAACUGUACUUUUUAACCACCAUCACAGGAUUUCAAUCUAACGGCUGAAACCUUCUUUUCUGAAAACCCCUUCUUCAACGCAAGCAAGCAACUCAAUAAUAAAAGCUAAAACCUUUUUACGUUCUUCUUAACAUAACAAUAAUAAUGCUUCUAAGAAGCGCUUCUACACCUAUCUUGAAACCAUUAACCUUCCGUUCCUCCCCAGAACCUGAUCUGGGUGUUCGGAUCUGGACCGCCAGAUCCAUAUGCAUGUCCUUGUCAUCUCCCAUCAAGAAAAUUCCCAGGACCUUAUCAGAGGACGAUCUCAAGUGUCUUCAUUUCUCUAAGAAGAAAAUUUUGAUUAACAGACCGUUGACAUCACAAGGUUUGGUGGAAAGGGAAGACGAGCUAGAGGGAGAAGGGGAAAGAGGAACAACUUGCACGCAAAAGGAUACAUCAUCUUGUUUACAUGAUGGGGUGGCGUUAAACGAGGGCUGUGGCGGAGGUGGCUGUGGCAAUGGAGGAAUUUAUGGCGGUAACGACGGUUCUGGUGGUAGUGGAGGCAGCGACGGAGAGUCUGGUAAUAAUGGGAGUGAAAGUAUUGAAGGUUAUUAUCAAAGAAUGAUAAAAAAGUAUCCUGGAAACGCUCUUGUUCUUGCCAAUUAUGCCAAGUUCCUCAAGGAGGUGCAAGGUGAUUUUGUGAAAGCUGAAGAGUACUGUCAGAGAGCCAUUCUGGCGAAGCAAGAUGAACAGGAUGGAAAUGUGUUGUCUUUAUAUGGAGGUUUGAUAUGGAAGAAUCAUAAGGAUGCUCUUCGUGCUCAGAGUUAUUACGAUCAAGCUGUAAAAUCGGCUCCAGGCGACUGCCAUGUUCUUGCUUCUUAUGCUCAAUUUCUGUGGGAUGCUGCAGAUGAUGAUGAUGAUGAUGAAGACAACGACAUUGAAAAAUGCACUACAGAACCCCCAACAUUUUGCCUUCCAUAACAGAUGAAUCAAAUAUUGGUGAAGAGUUUUUGUGAUUGUAACUUGAUAAUAUUUCUUUAAUUCCUUUGUGAAUAGAUGAUGAUGAAUAACCUUUGAUGUAACAAUAACAAUAAUAAUAAUAAUAAUUCUUGACUGAUGUGUUA
Mangifera indica (mango) is the source of this 1754-nucleotide messenger RNA. RefSeq lists its product as uncharacterized. Lineage: Eukaryota; Viridiplantae; Streptophyta; Magnoliopsida; Sapindales; Anacardiaceae. Gene Ontology annotation, molecular function: protein binding. Bases 796 to 1611 code for a protein of 271 amino acids. The record is from RefSeq and is a predicted model, not a curated record. The transcript is spliced from 3 exons.